CAUCCCUCCAUGCUACUCACUUCCGCCUGUUUGGUCACGUGACUGCGUGACGCAAAACAAACAUGGCGGCUUCCAGUGGGAAAAGUGGCGCGUCUGUGAGAAGAAGGCGUCUGCAAGGUGGUCCAACGGAAGCAAAGUCUACAGACAACAGCAGAAAAGAUGCCGCAGACACUGACGAAAGUGGCGACGAGGAAAAGAAGCUCCAAUCUUUACAAACGGGGACUUUCUGGCUUACUCGUAUUGUGCUGCUGCGCUCCGUUGCCUUUAUUUACUUUGUCGCUUUCAGUGUUGCAUACAACCAGAAUAAACAGCUGAUAGGCGAAAACGGACUGAUGCCCUGCAAGAGCUACCUCAAUAACGUCAAGCGCUACGUGGGGGGAAAGAUAGGCAUGGCUGCCCUGGCGUACACCCCCUCGAUCCUCUGGUUAUUGGACUGGAACAAUAUGAACGGCAACCUAGAUGGCAUUGCCCUGUUGGGGAUGGUGCUGUCCGUGUUUGUUCUGGUGACGGGAAUGGCCAAUAUGGUGAUCAUGGUGACUUUGUGGGUGCUAUACCACUCCCUGGUUAAUGUGGGACAACUGUGGUACUCCUUUGGCUGGGAGAGUCAGCUGUUAGAAACUGGAUUUUUGGCCAUUUUUCUAUGUCCAGUGUGGACUCUGUCUCAAGUACCCCGCCACUGUCCCCCGUCCCUCAUCUGCAUCUGGACCUUCAGGUGGCUCAUUGUCCGUAUCAUGCUUGGAGCUGGCCUAAUUAAAAUUAGAGGGGACAAAUGUUGGAGGGACCUCACUUGCAUGGAUUAUCACUAUGAGACACAGCCUGUUCCUAACCCCAUGUCAUACUACAUGCAUCGCUCCCCUUGGUGGUUCCAUCGCUUUGAGACAUUGUCCAACCACUUCAUUGAGCUCAUCGUCCCAUUCUUCACCUUCCUGGGCAGGCGGAUGUGUAUCGCCAAUGGUGUGAUUCAGAUUCUAUUUCAGGCCACUCUGAUUGUGAGUGGGAAUCUGAGUUUCCUCAACUGGUUGACCAUUGUUCCAAGUCUGGCCUGUUUUGACGAUGCAUCAUUGGGCUUCUUGUUUGGCUCUAGAAGUGGAGCUAAGGAAAAGGUGCUGGAGAUUCAGAAUGAGGACCAACAAGGACAAAGCCCCAAACCCACCAGAGGGAUGCGGAUUCGUCAGGUGGUCAACAUAUCUUUGGGCAUUCUGAUUGGCUGCCUGAGUGUUCCGGUGCUGAUGAAUUUGCUGAGUCCCAGACAGGUGAUGAACACGUCUUUUGACCCGCUGCGCAUCGUCAAUACAUACGGGGCCUUUGGCAGCAUUACCAAGGAGCGCACGGAGGUGAUUUUCCAAGGCACUCUGAGUAAGGAUCCCAAAGACCCAGAGGCGGUUUGGGAGGAGUACCAGUUCUUGUGUAAGCCGGGAGACGUGUACCGUCGGCCGUGCCUCAUUUCCCCAUAUCACUACCGCUUGGACUGGCUCAUGUGGUUCGCUGCCUUCCAGACCUAUGAGCAGAGUGAGUGGGUCAUUCACAUAGCAGGGCGCCUGCUAGCAAAUGAUAGCACAGUCCUCUCCCUGCUGGACCACAACCCCUUCAAGGACACAGGUGUCCCCAGAUGGGUUCGAGGGGAACAUUUCAAAUACAAAUUCAGCCAACCCGGCAGUGCGCAAGCAUCUGAGGGUAAGUGGUGGCUGAGAAAACGCAUCGGUGCCUACUUCCCUCCUGUGGACUUGGAAGGACUCAGGGGCUACUUCCAGUCCAGGAACUGGCCCCACCCACAUACAAUACCAACAAAGAGGACCUGAGCACAUAUCUAACAUAAGUCCCACUUGGAGGACAACAGAGACUGAAUGACACAUUUACCAGUACCUGUACCAGUACUGUUAUGGGGGCCAACGGUAGACAUGUGAUCAACAUGAUGCCAUCUUGUGCCGCUACUACUUUCAGAAUGAAACAAGGAGAUGUGCUGCUUUGCUGUUGCACGUUUCUUCGUGCACUGCAUGUGAUUUUUAUUUUCCACAUGUAAUCAUGUGUUUGUGCUUUGUAAAUAAAUUACAAUCGGGGUGUGUUAUCACAUCACUUUUCACUUAGUGCAGUAGUACAGUAUUGAACUUGUCAUGCUACUAUAAUUACAUUGAUUACACUGGGGAACAAUAUUUUUUCAACUUUCUGUUGCAUUGGAUUUUUUAACUGAUUCUGAAUGAUUUUUAGGUGCUGAUUUCAAAUCUGAAAUUAGUUUUUCUCCAUAAGCUCUAGUUUUCAUGCAAUUUGAGAUAGAUGAAAUAGUCUAAAUAUAUGAACUUACGUAACCCAAAUCUAUGCGUUUUGAGAUUAUAUACAUAGAUUCCAUUCCUGUUCCAGUUUUCAAAGGUUUGCCUUCAUUAAACGAUAAAGACAUUGGACAUGAUACGAACGAGGAAGACAGUUGUGACAAUGAAUUGCCAGAAACUGAUCCGAGGAAUGUUCUUCAGAGACUGAAUCUCCCCCAGUCCCCAAGCCUCUUCCCCAAACUGAACUGAAUGACUUAGUUCGGGAUUUAGGUCUUUCAAAGAAAGCAGCUGAGCUUUUGGCAUCAAGAUUACAAGGCAAAAAUCUUGUUGAUCACACUGUUAAAGUGUCAUAUUACAGAAAGCGCGACCAGCUUUUUGUGACCUUCUUUUCUGAAGACAGACAGUUUGUUUACUGCCAUGAUAUCCCAGGUCUUCUCAAAGAACUGGGUGUUCCUCACUAUGAUCCAACUGAAUGGCGGCUCUUUAUAGACAGUUCUAAACGCAGUCUCAAAUGUGUUCUUUUGCAUAAUGGCAAUGUUUACGGGGCAGUGCCUGUAGGUCAUUCAGUUCAUCUGCGGGAAGACUAUGAUGACAUCAGAAUGGUCAUGGAAUUCUUAAAAUAUCGUGAGCACAACUGGAUCAUUUGUGUAGACUUGAAAAUGGUAAACUUCCUUCUUGGUCAACAGAAAGGUUUCACCAAGUUUUCAUGUUUCCUCUGCAUGUGGGACAGUCGAGCACGAGACAGACACUGGGUCCAGAAGGACUGGCCUGUUCGUGAAACCCUUGAAGCAGGCAUGCCAAAUAUCACACAUGACCCAAUUGUUGACAGAGAUAGGAUCAUCUUUCCUCCUCUGCACAUCAAACUAAGUUUGAUGAAACAAUUUGUCAAGGCACUGGAUACCGAAGGUGAAUGUUGUCGUUCGAGAAGAUCAAAGCAGGUGUGUUUGAUGGCCCACAGAUUCGAACCCUCAUUCGUGAUGAUCAGUUUGUUGCCAAGAUGACCGCCUUGGAGAGGGCAGCAUGGUUAUCCUUUGUGGCAGUCGCUUAGAACUUCCUUGGAAACAACAAGGCAGAGAACUACAAUGAACUUGUGAACAGAAUGCUCCUCGCUUUUCGUGCUCUCAGGUGCAACAUGAGCAUCAAGCUUCAUUUCUUGAACAGCCACCUUGACCAGUUCCCUGAAAACCUGGGGGCUGUGAGUGACGAACAAGGAGAGCGGUUCCACCAAGACCUAAAGAUCAUGGAAGAACGCUACCAAGGUCGCUGGGACAAAAGUAUGAUGGCCGACUACUGCUGGAGUAUUAAACGAGAUUGCCCAGAUGAAGUGUACAAACGCAAAAGUUACAAACGCAAAUUCCUGCCUGACUAAAAUACUGUACUGACAGAAAGUGAUAAGCGUUAUUAGCUGUGAUUGACUCUUAUCUGAAGAACGUUGUAAAUUAUGCUUAUUUCACGUUGCGAUAAAGACUGUUUUCUGAGAAACGCUUCCAGAAAAACAUAUGGCACUUCUAACAAUGGUGUACUUUAAUCUAAAAUCACAUUUUAAUGUUCUGUUUCUUUUGCCUUGUUAAAUAUACUGAUUUGUGGCUGACAUUGCAAUAUCCUAUAAUAAUGCUCGAUUUUUUUCUAUUUUUAAUAAAAAUUAAAGAUUGCAUAAAAUCUGUAGCUUGCAGAAAAAAACUAACUUCAGAUUUGAACUCAGCACACUUAAAUUGACUAAAAACAAGUCUUACUUUAAAUGCAACAUUUUGAGUGUUCCCCAGUGUUAUGUUUAGAUGCAGAGUGCUGGCAAAAUGGGAAGCAAUUCAUUGUAAUAUCCAACAAAGACCAAUAGAUGGUGCUCAAGAUUAGCAAGCAAUAUUAGGCACCCUUUCAGGGUUUUGUCCUUUUGCACCCAAUUUAUCUUUAUAAUAUAAUAUACUGUACAAAUGCCUUUUGUAAUUUUAUAUUUAAAAAAUUGCCUAAAGUAACUGCAGUGAAUGGUGUCAUGCCAGAAGCUCCUUUUGUUACAGCUCUCUUUUACCAACCAAUAAAGCACAGUCUGCCUAAAAUUCUACACAUUACUGCAUUUCAGUCAGAGUACAGUAGAUAUAAGUGUAGAAUGUGGCAUCCCCACUACACAGGAAACAAAUACCGAUGGUGCAAAGUUUAAACUUAAAUGUUGAGUCACAGUAAAGCACGUUUUAUUGGCUUGCUGGUAUGUUUUAACAUCAUUUGUCCAUUCUUCACUAGCAUUUUUUCAAGUCCCUCCAGGAAAUCAUGCAUAAUCUCACCAUACUUAAAAAGUUGAAGUUAACUUUUCUUUCUGAGUGUCUGCCUCUGAAUAUUCACUUGUGUACUCAUUUCCGCCUGUAUAGUGCGGCUUUGAAUAUAAUGCAAAAAUAGUAAAUUAUCCUACUUUGCUUGGGCUUCUUUCAAUUUCAUGGUGUGUUUUGUGAACCUGUGCACAAUACCCAGAAGUAACCAUUCAACAGAGCACGAAGGCGGUGCGUCCUUGGGUUUGUUUACGCUGCAAUGACGCACUUUGAAUUAGGAGUGACUGCUAAAACUAAAGUGCACCUUGAAAGACAGAGGUU
Molecule: messenger RNA, 4840 nt
Organism: Doryrhamphus excisus (bluestripe pipefish)
Lineage: Eukaryota; Metazoa; Chordata; Actinopteri; Syngnathiformes; Syngnathidae
Gene: lmf1
Product: lipase maturation factor 1
Biological process (GO): protein maturation
Cellular component (GO): endoplasmic reticulum membrane
Source: RefSeq, a predicted model, not a curated record